CCGGGGAGCCCCUCCCAUUGGCUGCUGCGCGCCGCGGGGGGGCGGCGUCCCCCAUUCCCUCGGCGCCCCGCCCCCAAUGCCUGCUGGGGGUGCCAUGAGGGGCAGCGGGGCCUUGCCGAAGCCCGCAGGUCACCAGCCUGGGCACGGGCUGGGUGCAGGAGCCGGGCAGAGCACAGAGGUGCUGGGCUGGGGGGCGCCCAGACCACAGAGGAGAAGCAAAGGGUUGCUAACACCAGGGGAACGAGCCACCGACUCCCUCGGCACGGGGAUGAGUGUAGGAGCACGUCCGUCAGGUGUGGGAUGGAGGAAGGGUCCAGCCCCCUGUCGCCCCCACCGCAGGGAGUCCAAGGGAUGCCGUCCCCAGCGGAGUUAGGGGAAGGCGAACGUGGCGGGUUUGCGCGUGGAGAGGUGCAGGUGCACGAGGCGUUUUCACUUCUGCGCAGCGAGGCGGGAGAGCAGCUCGUGAGACGAUGGGAGCGGGUUCUGCUGAGUUUCGUCAGCCGGCCCGAAAAGCUUCCGAACGUGGCGAUCGGGAGAGUACGGACUCGGACGUGCCGUAGGUGAACCGAGCCGUCGCAUCCCCCUGGGACCGAAUCUGCGUGUGUUGCGGUCACAUAAAAAUCCCUGUCUUCGGAUGAUGCUGAUCCUCAGGCUCUUACGGUGCUGAGCAGGGAUUGCAGGUGUACUUCUGCCAGUUGCCAAAGCAAGUGAAUUCGGAUGCAUUGGGAAACCUUACCCAAGAUGUGUCCUCAAAAGGAUGGCUCUUCCUGGUUGUGUCUGAUCCUAGGGCAGGGGUGGCCAGUCUGCAGCUCCAGAGCCACCUGCGGCUCUUCAGAAGUUAGUAUGUGUCUCCUCGAAUCUUUGCACAGGCGUGCGGUGACCAGCUCCCAGAGCCGUCACGUCACGUCACGUCGUGCGCUUAUGCAAAGAUUUAAGGAGCCGCCUGUGGCUCCGGAGCCGCAGGUUGGCCACCCCUGUCCUAGAGACUUUGAUAAACCAUAAAGCUGGAAUUCCCUCAUACAAGAUCUUUCAGGCUUCAUCUCCCCUAGAUACAUAUAAGACCAACCGAGACAACAAAAAGCUUGACAGCAAAAGAGGACCAACCUGGGGCUGAUUAAAUUUUUUUUUUAAUUUGUAUCCAAGGCCAAAUUACCCAAAAACUAAUUCCAAAUCCAAGAGUCCAGAACCAUAAGUGGCCCUACUACCAGCAAACAUCCUCCACCCACAACUGGGGCUUCAGAUGUUUCCAAAACCUUUGGCAGGCAUCCUACUUGCAGGCCCAAGCCCAGAGGCUUGCGGUUCAGAUGUCCCCAAGUUUUGCUUGCCCUCAGCCAUAAGGCCCUCACAGCUGGGGCUGAUUAGAUACUGAUGCAUUUUUGAGCAGGUCUGUGUUGAGCAUCUUGACGGGCCCCACCAUGGUGGGCCACUAGUUGGUGGCCACCUGCAGAUUUGUAGUCGGGUUAUAUUGAUCCAAAGACACUGUAUCAAUUUGAAAUGACUAAUCUGGUUUUUUGAAGCAGGGGUGUAUGUUUUUUCAGUUGUGCAUUACAUUUGGGCCUAAAUGGAUUUGGCUUAGUCUUGGCUUACUCUCUCCUAGCAAGAAAUGCCGCAGCUGGAGAUCUGUCACGGAAAAAACCCUGCCUCCAGCAAUCCAUUAAUGUCAGCAUGGGUCUCUCCAGCUGCAUCGUUCCUGGGGAGAGUUAAUGAUGUAGAGGCCUUUGUGGAAGCUGUUCCAUGUGUCAGUGCUUGCAAAGGAGAAGACUCUUAGGUCAUGCAUGAUAAGACUGUAGAAGACCAGGGGGAAAGCCAACCAGACUGGGACAAAUUUGUGGAAGAUUGAAUUAAAGCCUGGACCACGAUAUACACAUGAUGUAAUUUGUUUUCCUCUCUCCAUAAUUGUUCAAGGCAAGGACAAUGAAACAAAAUCAGUUCGUUUGCUAAUCAAAUUAUGUUUAUAUUUUUCUGUGUGAGCCCUGGAGAAAAUUCCAGUCAAGCGCAGCCAAUACCAAAGGUGUUUUCAGCAAAACACUUUCCUUUAUCAGUUUUUUCUAUGAAGGCCUAUGCUACUACUUACAUGCAGCAGAAAUGGUCUGGGCCAAGUAUUUUACUGAUAGGAAAAGACAAUAUCAUCAGAAUACCUGUUAGGAAUCUUGCAACUAGGGGAAAAUAAAGUGACGUCAUCUUAAAACCCACUCUCUCUGCACUCCUGCAUCUGUCGCCAAAACUCAACCUGUGUACACUAACUCUGACCUAGCUGGCAAGUUUUUUGCAAUGAUUGGUCCAGAAACCAGACACUACAGGCAGUUUCAUUUUGUGUUUCAUCUGCGCUUGACUCAACCCGUCGACUUCAUGUGAGAGAUGGCAAAUGCCGAAGUGAGCGUCCCUGUUGGGGACGUGGUGGUCGUGCCAAGUGAAGGAAAUGGAGGGCAGAACCCAGAAGAUACCAAAACGCAAGUGAUAUUGCAGCUUCAGCCCGUGCAGCAAGGUUUGUUUAUCGAUGGACACUUUUACAACAGGAUUUAUGAAGAGGGCUCUGAGACCAGCGCUGCUGUAGUAGCUGUAGAAACACACACCAUCCACAAACUUGAGGAAGGGAUUGACCCGAGCACCAUUGAAACCAAUGAGGAAAUUGAGAUUGCUUAUCCCAUCACCUGUGGUGAGAGCAAAGCCAUCCUCCUUUGGAAGAAGUUUGUCUGUCCCGGAAUUAAUGUCAAGUGUGUUAAGUUCAAUGACCAGCUGAUCAGCCCUAAGCACUUUGUUCACCUGGCUGGCAAGUCCACCCUGAAGGACUGGAAGAGAGCCAUUCGCCUUGGAGGAAUCAUGUUGAGGAAGAUGAUGGACUGUGGGCAAAUCGACUUCUAUCAGCAUGACAAGGUUUGCACCAACACCUGCCGAAGCACCAAAUUUGAUCUCUUGAUCAGCAGUGCCAGAGCACCAGUGCCAGGGCAACAGACGAGCGUGGUGCAGACUCCCACAUCAGCGGAUGGGAGCAUCACCCAGAUUGCACUUUCUGAGGAGAGCAUGGAGGAGGGGAUUGAGUGGAACUCUGCCCUGACAGCUGCUGUCACCAUGGCCACUGAGGAGGGCAUGAAGAAGGACAAUGAUGAGAUUUCGGAGGACACGCUGAUGUUCUGGAAAGGCAUAGCUGAUGUGGGACUGAUGGAGGAGGUGGUCUGCAACAUCCAGAAGGAGAUUGAAGAAGUGCUGAAAGGAGUUCAGCAGCGGCUUGGCCAGUCUUCCUUCCCGAUCACGGAUGCUGCAGUCCUGAAUAAUGUGGCUCACACUUUUGGCUUGAUGGACACUGUCAAGAAAGUUUUGGACAACAGGAAAAGCCAGACAGAUCAGGGAGAAGAGCAGUUUCUUUAUACUCUAGCAGACCUGGAACGUCAGCUGGAGGAGCAGAAGAAGCUUGCCAAGGAUCAGAAGGCAAAGUCUCAGACUAUCCAGAAUGUGGUGCUGAUGCCCGUCAGUGCUCCAAAGCCCCCUAAAAGACCCCGCCUGCAGCGCCCUGCUUCAGCCACAGUCUUAAGUCCUUCUACCCCCAUCCAGCAGCCUCAGUUCACGGUCAUAUCGCCUAUUGCCAUUGCACCUAUGGGACAACAGUUCUCAGUAGGCAACAUCCCAGUGGCAACCAUCAGCCAGGGCUCCAGCCCGAUGACUGUUCACACCUUGCCAUCUGGCUCGCAGCUUUUCCGGUAUACCACUGUGGUGUCAUCCUCCAAGACUAACUCAUCUGACACUGUGACCCUUCAUCCAUCCUCCAGCCUGGCACUGCUGAGCUCAGCUGCUAUGCAGGACAGCAGUGCCAUAGCUAACAUGGCUGCAGUGGUGAACCCGGUGGAACUGGUGGCCAUGGAGUCUGGCCUGACCUCUGCCAUCCAAGCUGUUGAGGGCACCUCAGAAGAUGGACAGACCAUCAUAGAGAUAGACCCAGCACCAGAUCCUGAAGCAGAGACUGAGGAGUCAGAAGCCAAAGCUGUGAUUCUGGAAACAGAGCUGAGGACUGAGGAGAAGGUGGUGGCAGAGGUUGAGGACCAUCAGCACCAGGUCCACAAUGUAGAGAUUGUGGUCUUGGAGGACUAGCCAGGAAAGCGAAUCUCAUGGUUAGGGGGAGGAUUGCUUUCUUUAUUGUUGUUGAACUAAUUUUUACAGCCACCCUGUUAGUUCCCAUGGGUUUUGUUCUUUCUUUUUUUUUAACAAUUAUUUAAAAAAAAAAAAAAAAAGCUGGAGAAACAUUUAUACCCAAGGAAAAGGCUCCUUUUCUGCAGAGCCAUGGACAAAACCUACUGCUUGCAGGGAGGAGGAAGAAUUCCUUUGCCUAAACUCCCCACAGACCCCAGGAAGGGGACCAAAGGCUUCCUCUUCCUGAGAAUGCACAAUGGGACAGUCUGCAUGCUUGGGUUUUAGGGGGCUGGGGGGAGGGGGUUCUUUUCUUGUCCAGACCUGAUCAUUGCUAGGACAAUUUUAAUGCGGGAAGACUGUUCCCAGAGUAACUGGAGCAUUGAUCUGCCUGGGAAAGGGGUGCUUCUUGCUUUGGGGGAAACCAGUACCUCAUCUUCAUUUUUUUUCCCCAGGGAAGGGAAUUCUGUCUAACUCUUCAUUAUCAACUAUGCUGGUAAUUUGCUUUUGGUGGAGAAAGCAACAACCCUUGUUCUUGUGUUCUUAGUCCUUCUUCCUACCCAACAGGAGGUGGGAUUUGGGGGGGGGGGUUUGUUUUGUUUUGGUUUGUUCUCCCUUCCAGAUCUGCCAGGUGCAAAAAUCCUUGAGCUGCUCUUAUCAGUUUUGGGUUAUUUAACCCAAAUCCUGCCUCUUCCUUUUCCCCUCCCUCACCCCUUAGGUUUUUUUAUUGCAGAUGCUUUUGUAAGACACUGAGAUUGCUUAAGCCUUGUGCAUAAAAGAGAAAAAUUAACUCGAGCUAGGAAAAAAAAAAGAAAGAAAAGAAAACACAGCCCUCCCUUUAACCUAAUGCUGACCUCCUGGAUGUAUAAAGCGUGUGUUGUGCUGUUGCUUCCUGGGAGAGCUGGACUCUGGGCCUAGGAGCACCUUCUGUUUACGCUGCACGCUGGGAACUGUACCAUGCUAGUUGCUAUGUUUGGUGUUUUUGUUUUUUUACUCCCUUAAUUUGCAGGAUUAGGACUGGCUUGCUACUUUCGCUGUGUGACUGCCUCUCCCUCCCAUUUCUUUCACAGAUUUCUUUCGUUUGGCUGUGAGGUGAGGAAGGAAAGCUCAGUUCAGCUAUUGAAUUGCAGAGAAUUGGGAGGGGUAGGGGAAUAUCUGCUUGUUUGGAAAUAUUAAACAAGAUGACAACAAAUUAAAUAGACCCAGGGGUGGGGACAGGGGAGGAAGAUGUGUUUUGGUUAUUUUUUUGCAUUAAAAAGAAAAAAAAUCUA
This is a messenger RNA of Alligator mississippiensis (American alligator), 5390 nucleotides long. It is a transcript of the gene GMEB1, whose product is annotated as glucocorticoid modulatory element binding protein 1. Gene Ontology annotation, biological process: positive regulation of transcription by RNA polymerase II. Bases 2359 to 4083 code for a protein of 574 amino acids. The record is from RefSeq and is a predicted model, not a curated record. Gene Ontology annotation, cellular component: nucleus. The transcript has 10 exons. Lineage: Eukaryota; Metazoa; Chordata; Crocodylia; Alligatoridae. Gene Ontology annotation, molecular function: DNA-binding transcription activator activity, RNA polymerase II-specific; RNA polymerase II cis-regulatory region sequence-specific DNA binding.